Molecule: messenger RNA, 1470 nt
Organism: Diabrotica balteata
Lineage: Eukaryota; Metazoa; Arthropoda; Insecta; Coleoptera; Chrysomelidae
Source: the annotation of a GenBank genome assembly
ACUCUUAAUAACAUAAAAGUAUAGUGCAAAGACAAACAAAAAAUUGCAUAAGCUAUUUUAAAAUAAAGUCAAAUGAAUACCUAAGUACAUACGUAAAAGUUUUGACAAAAUAUCAAAAUGAGUGUCCUAAAGAACCUUACAGAAGUUUCCAAAAAGAAACAAGUAGAUUACAUUAAUUCUUUUGAUGAAGUACUUUUGGAUAUCGACGGAGUAAUAUGGCUCGAUAAUACUCCAAUCCAAGGCGCAGCUGACUGCAUAAAUAAUCUUAAGAAACUAGGAAAGAAAAUUAGAUAUGUCACGAACAAUACAAUAAGGUCUACACCGACCAUUGCAAAGAUUCUGACUGAGAGAAACUUCAUUACAAAUGCGGAAGAUAUUGUAACUCCCAAAGAAACUACCAUUGCCUACUUAGACCAGUUAAAUAUUAAAGACAAAGAUAUAUUUAUAAUAGGAACACAAAAUAUGAAAGAGACGCUUCUAAACGUUGGAUAUAAACUUCUCCCUGAUCCACCAGCUGUAAUUGAAGAGGGAAUAACUAGUACUUUAUCCUACUACGAAAAUAACGCAAAUGUUGGAGCAGUUAUAAUAGAUUUUGACUUUAAUUUUAAUUUUAUAAAACUACAAAAAGCUUUUUGGUAUUUAAAUCAACCAAAUACCGCCUUUAUUGUCACAUUAAAUGAUCGCUUAAUACCAGUGGGUGACAAGGGACCUCUCAUUACUCAGUAUUUCGCAGCACAAGCUCUCAAAGAGGUCACUAAUAAAGAACCUGUUUUAAUGGGAAAACCAUCAGAUAUCUGUAUACACUUUAUCAAGGAGAGCUUUAAUAUUAAGGACUGCAGUAGGACAUUAUUUGUUGGAGACUCUAUUACAUCAGAUAUGAGCAUAGCAGCUAACGCUGGCUUCCAAAAACUUCUAGUGCUAAGUGGUGUUUCAACAACGGAAGAUAUCAAAGAUUGGAAACAUCCUGAAGAAUAUAAACCUGAGUACUAUAUUAAUAGUCUAAAUGAUCUUAAUAAUAUUAUUAAAGUAAAUUUAUCUCUUACAUAAUUGUAAUAUAAUUGAAUCGGUCAUUUUGAAAAGGGGUCACCUCCACUUUUUUAAAUUUUACAGGUAAGGUAAAAAACUUUGGAUCUUUAUUACCAUUAGGAAAUAAAAUAUUUUUAUGUAUUUUUUGGUUUAAUGAUUAACUAUACAAACCGAUGAAUAUUAUAUAAAUAUAUUUUUUAGGGCUAUUUUUUAGGUUUAUAAAAGGGCUGUCCUUUUAUAAACUUUAAGACUUUGAUAUCAUUGAAAAUGACAUUGUUUUUUCCUUCAUCAACAUUAAAAUUGUAUCCCCAAUUAUCUUGUUAUCCCUUAAUAUUAUAAAUAAAAUCAAACGUCAAACUAUAGACUGUAAAAGGAGUACCCGUUUUCCAUGCUCUUUUUAUUGCAGCCAUGUAUUGAACAGGAGAAUAAAUAGAUCCAAUUUUC